Molecule: messenger RNA, 1932 nt
Organism: Penicillium riverlandense
Lineage: Eukaryota; Fungi; Ascomycota; Eurotiomycetes; Eurotiales; Aspergillaceae
Product: putative C6 transcription factor
Exons: 1
Coding region: 1-1932 (643 amino acids)
Biological process (GO): DNA-templated transcription; positive regulation of transcription from RNA polymerase II promoter by galactose
Cellular component (GO): nucleus
Molecular function (GO): DNA-binding transcription factor activity, RNA polymerase II-specific; RNA polymerase II cis-regulatory region sequence-specific DNA binding; zinc ion binding
Source: RefSeq, a predicted model, not a curated record
AUGCAGGACCAGAUUGUCUCGUUGUCCGCUGCGGUAAGGUUACUGGCCGGCGGCGACAACUCGCUAGCGGUGGCUGGCCGGUCGCAUCCUGUCGUCCCUCCCGCUGCCAGCACGCAUGGUCCAUGGGCAGGGCAACGCUCAUUGCGGCGCCUUUCCACAGCUCGAGAAAGCACUUUCCAGGGACCAACCACUUCCGCAUUCAGCUUUGACUUGGCUAAAUCGAGUCUCGAAAGCCGCGGGAUCGUGGAACGCAAUGAAGGCGGCGAUGAGGAGGGUGACUUGACCCAGGAGCCGUCUCCCCUGGGAUCGCCUUCAGCACCGUAUCACAACUUGGAGCCUCGGCAGUCGACGGACCCGCUCUGGAUGCUGCCCAAAGGCGAGGCCCUCCGGCUGUGUCGUGUGUACGAAGAAGAAAUGGGGAUCAUGUAUCCAAUUCUGGAGCUCUCCGAGCUGUUAGAGCAGGUACAUCUACUCUACGGCCCCAUAGAUCGCGCCUUAGGAUCUUCUGUGCAAUUCGAUGGGAAGUUGGACGGGUUGGACCCUGGAGAUGUCAAUAUCCUUCGCCUGGUUUUUGCCUGUGCCUUGACCGCCGAGGCUAGUGGUCGCAGCGAGCAGGCCAUCUCUCUCUUUGACAGUGUUCGCGAGGUUCAGGACAAUUGUGUCUGGGGUCCACCCGAUAUUAAAAGCAUCAUUUUCUUGACGCUGGUGGUACGUGCUCACACUAUAAAAACUCGAACGGCAGAUCUGACUUCCUUGCAGUCUAUAUUUUAUUUCCAGAUGGAUGAGGAGACGCUCGCCUGGCGGACCAUCGGUAUUGUUGAGCGCAUGUCUCUUGAGAAAGGCCUUCACCGACGAGAGACAUUGAAUCAGCCAUUCAUCGUGAAUGUUGGCAAGGACCGUGUCCUGCGAUUGUUUUGGUCGAUUUACGUCCUUGAUAUGCGCUGGAGCUUUGGGACGGGCAUGCCGUUUGCCUUGGAGGAUACGGACAUCGAUCCGUGGCUGCCAGAGCCGUCAGAAAAGACCCCAUAUCUUCAGGUCAUGAUUCAGUACAGCCGCAUCGCCGCGAAGGUGUGGAAGUUUAUCUCCGCGUUCAACAAUACCAAUGAAAUAAAAACUGAUGAGAUGGGAUAUCUCAACUAUCAGGUGGAGACUUGGAUAAGGGGGAUCCCAGACACCUUGCGCCUCGACCAUCCGAGUACCCCCGAGUUCGGCCCGGCCACUGAAGGGCCGCGCAGCCUACGGCGGUUGCGUGCCAUGGUCUACCUGCGCUCCAACCAGCUACGGAUGCUCAUCUACCGACCUGUUCUGCACACGGCCGCGCACAUUGCACGGCAUCCCGCCGAAUCCGAGACCGUUGUAGAUCUGGCCAAAGACACGAUUCGCUUCAUCACCCGGCUCAACGAGACGUCGGAUAUCUACCAGUUGCAACAGAUUGCCUUCAACUGGUUCCUAGUCUCGGCCCUUGCAGUGUUGUUCCUUGCCGUCGCGCAAGCCCCGACCCAAUUCAGCGUGUCGUGCAAGGAGGAAUUCUACUGUGCGCUCGAGCUGGUCAAGGGGUUUUCGACAAGGUCGUAUGUCUCGCGUCGUCUAUGGAAGUCGAUUCGCAGUUUACGCAAACUCGGCCCGCAACUGGGUCUGGGGUUGCAAAAACACCGUCAGGAGGGUCAAAUUGAUCAUCACCAUAACCCCCAGACACCUCUCAUUCCAGCCCCAACCGGGAGUGUCCAUAGCCAGACCCCCUUGGAUGGCGCGCAAAUGACGCAGGAGCUCAUGGAAUGGUUCGAAGCAGUCGGCAACCUGGAGGACCAGAUCAUGGGGGUCGAAACAGGGCCGGUGCCUCAGCUGGAGCCUUGGCAGCAACGCAUGCCCAACGGCGCGUAUCUGUUCGACUAUGGUGGAGAGCUGUCUAGCGUAAUGAAGGAUUGCUUCUAG